Molecule: messenger RNA, 444 nt
Organism: Tetrapisispora phaffii CBS 4417
Lineage: Eukaryota; Fungi; Ascomycota; Saccharomycetes; Saccharomycetales; Saccharomycetaceae
Gene: NHP2
Product: snoRNA-binding protein NHP2
Exons: 1
Coding region: 1-444 (147 amino acids)
Biological process (GO): snRNA pseudouridine synthesis; rRNA pseudouridine synthesis; ribosome biogenesis
Cellular component (GO): box H/ACA snoRNP complex; nucleolus
Molecular function (GO): box H/ACA snoRNA binding
Source: RefSeq, a predicted model, not a curated record
AUGGCUUCCGAAUCUAAAGCAGAAGAUAAUUAUGACGCUAGAAUGCCAGCUGUUCUACCAUUUGCUAAACCAUUAGCUUCCAAGAAAUUGAAUAAGAAAAUUUUAAAGACUGUUAAGAAGGCUUCCAAGGCUAAGAAUGUCAAGAGAGGUGUUAAGGAAGUCGGUAAGGCUUUAAGAAAAGGUGAAAAAGGUUUGGUUGUCAUUGCUGGUGAUAUCUCUCCAGGUGAUGUUAUCUCCCAUUUACCAGUUUUAUGCGAAGACAACUCUGUCCCAUACAUAUUUAUCCCAUCCAAGCAAGAUUUAGGUUCAGCAGGUGCUACUAAGAGACCAACCUCCGUUGUUUUUAUUGUUCCAGGUAGUAACAAGAAGAAGGAAGGUAAAUCUAAGGAAGAAGAAUACAAGGAAACUUUCAAUGAUGUUGUUAAGGAAGUCGAAAAUUUAUAA